Messenger RNA from Aphanomyces astaci, 2168 nucleotides. RefSeq lists its product as hypothetical. Gene Ontology annotation, molecular function: nucleic acid binding; ATP binding. Lineage: Eukaryota; Oomycota; Saprolegniomycetes; Saprolegniales; Verrucalvaceae. The record is from RefSeq and is a predicted model, not a curated record. The coding region runs from base 16 to 2085 and encodes 689 amino acids. The transcript has a single exon. Gene Ontology annotation, cellular component: nucleolus.
CAUUGUUGAAGUGCCAUGUCCGGAGUGGUGAAUCCGUCCGUGCUGGAUGGCGAGCUCUCGUUCAGCGCGUGCGACUUUGGCCUGGACAAGCGGCUGAGCAAGGCAUGCGCGAAAAUGCAAUUCGUGCAUGCAACCCUUGUACAGAAGCAUUGCAUCCCGCUGGCACUUCAAGGCAAGGACCUGUUGGUGCGCGCGCGGACAGGGUCGGGGAAGACGGCGGCAUUUUGCUUGCCUGUGCUGCAGAAGCUUCUGGCGGCGCACUCCCCCACGACCAAGAAGAGCAUUAAGGCUCUCAUUUUGGUCCCGACCAAGGAACUGGUGGACCAAACCAAGGCGCAUCUGUGGGAGCUGAUGUACUACUGCCGCGACAUUGUGUCCGUGCUGGGACUCAGUGGGCAGACCGUGAACGCCCAACAAGCUCUGCUUCGCGACCUGCCGGACAUCUUGAUCACGACGCCCAGUCGGCUCGUGGUGCAUCUGGACGCGGGCAACGUCGACCUCAAGCAUUCCGUGCACACGGUCGUGAUGGAUGAGGCGGACAUGAUCCUGUCGUUCGGGUACGGCGACGACGUCAAGAAGAUCUUCAACGCGCUGCCCAAGAUCUGCCAGCACUUUUUCAUGUCUGCCACGCUCAGUCCCGAGCUGGACGCGCUCAAGAAGGCGCUGCUGCACAACCCGGCCGUGGUCAAGCUCGAGGAAGGGUCGUCGGAUGGCAAGCUGACCCAGUACUACCUCCCCGUGGCCAAAAAGGACAAGGACCUGCUUCUGUACGCGCUCAUCAAGCUAGGCAUUGUGCACGGCAAGAUCAUCUUCUUUGUCAACUCGACGUCGGCCGCGUACCGCCUCAAGUUGUUUUUCGAGCAAUUUCUCAUCCCAGCCGCCGUGUUGAACUCGCAGUUGCCCCACAACUCUCGCCAGCACAUCAUUGAACAGUUCAACCGAGGCCUGAUCGACUACUUGAUUGCCACGGACGACAGCAUGGACAAGGACGAGGGCGAAGAUGAGGAUGACGAAGACGAGGAUGACGACAUUGGUGACGACGAAAGCGAUGACGAAGAAGAAGACGUGGUUGAAGAAGAAGAGGACGAAGGUGACGAUAUUGGUGACGAUAUUGGUGACGAAAGCGAUGACGAAAGCGAUGACGACAUUGGUGACGACGAAAGCGAUGACGAAGGGGAUGACGAUCUUGACCAAGGGGAUGACGAUCUUGAUGAUGACGAAGGACAAGCGCCGUUGUUGAAGUCCAAGUCGUCCAACUCGACCCGCGACCAAGCGUUUGGCGUGGCCCGCGGCGUGGACUUUCGCGGCGUGAGCUUUGUCGUCAACGUGGAAUUCCCUAAAAGCGUCAAAUCGUACACGCAUCGGAUCGGACGGACGGCGCGCGGCGGCGCCAACGGCACGGCCAUCUCGCUCGUGGCGACCAACGACGCGGCCGAGACCAAGGCGCUGACCCGCGUGCAGUCCAAGCAGAGCCCCGUGGUGCUCGAGUCGCAGGACGUGCUCAGUCAGCCGGCGCCCCUCGCGUUUGACAUCAAAGACAUCGACUGCUUCCGGUACCGCGUGGAGGACGUCCGCCGCGCCGUGACGGGCAUCGCCGUGCGCGAGGCCCAGCUGAACGACGUGAAGAAGGAGAUGCUGAAUUCAGACAAGCUGCGCGCACACUUUGAGGACCACCCGCGGGAACUCAACCUGCUCCAGCAUGACAAACAGGUGGGCAAGGCGCGCAUCCAGCCGCACUUGGGCACGAUCCCAGCGUACUUGGUCCCCACGGCACUUCAGGCACCCGCACCGUCCAAGAAGCGAAAGAGCCACGGCGGCGCAUACAAGAAGAACCACAAGCGACGGACAGACAACGACCCCCUGCACACGUUCACCCACGAAGAGGGCGGGGGCGAAGCAGGGGCCUCCAAGAAGCAAAAGGCCCGCCAGCAAGCAGAGGAGGACCGCAUCCACGACGGCAACGCCGGCAUCGGCGUCAGCACAUCCGGCCGACAAAAGUGGAAGGCGGCGCGCAAGAAGGGCCAUUACAACCCCAAGACCAUCGCCAAGCGCGAACGCAAGGCGCGCCUUGGUGCCAAGCAUUAAGUACACACAACACGACUCAUAACAUACAACCACGUCCUAGUACCUACUACUAGUAGUACCUUCCCAUGGUUGCUUGGCCCUGA